AUGAAAAAAUAAUUUCAAUUCUAAAAAAAAAAUAAAGAAUGGCAAUAAGAAUUUCAAGAUAUAGAUGAUUAAGCAGUUCUAGAAAAAGUAUAAUUGCCACCCUCUGAGGAUGAAGAAUAAGUAGUUUAAGAAGAAUAAUUAGUAGAGUAAGCCAAAUCGGAUGAGGAAAACGAAAUUGAAAUUAUAGAAGAAAAAGAAGUGAUUAAUGAACAGCCAAAUGAGAAAUCCAAGAAAAUAGAAUGGUUAGACUCCGAUAUUGAAGGUGUUGAUGAUAUAGAUGAUGAAGAAGAAUUAAUUGAAGACGCAAAUGAAAUUGAUCAUGAUUAAAAAACUAUUUUUGUAUAAGGACUUCCACUCAAAAUAAGUGAUAAAGAGAUAGCUGAUUUCUUUUCAGAAUACGGGACAAUUGUGUCACUUGAAAUUCCUCGAAAUGAGGGAUCUUAAUUUACUAAGAGAAGAGCAUUUAUUGAAUAUAGCACUGUUAGUGAAGCGUAGGGUAUUGCUAUGCUUGAUCUAGAAUUGAAAGGGUGUCCGCUUAAGUUGAGGAUUGGAAUUUAGCAAUAAGAAGAUAAAAGAGUAAAGAUGUAAAAUGAUAGAAGUAGAAGUAGAAGUUAAUCAAAUUGA
Molecule: messenger RNA, 624 nt
Organism: Paramecium octaurelia
Lineage: Eukaryota; Ciliophora; Oligohymenophorea; Peniculida; Parameciidae
Source: the annotation of a GenBank genome assembly